Molecule: messenger RNA, 1248 nt
Organism: Aspergillus wentii DTO 134E9
Lineage: Eukaryota; Fungi; Ascomycota; Eurotiomycetes; Eurotiales; Aspergillaceae
Exons: 2
Coding region: 245-958 (237 amino acids)
Cellular component (GO): cytoplasm
Source: RefSeq, a predicted model, not a curated record
GAGGCCUAUUUUUCUACACUUUCCCCCCUCUGUUGUUGUGCCUAUUUCUUCUCCUUCUUCUGUCAUCUUCUGCUUCGUCUUCUCUCUCGAUUUCACCUUUUUUUUCUCUGCUUCUUGCCAGCUAUUCUCUCCUUCAUACACUACCUUACACUUCCGCCCCACACUCUCGAGUAUACAUCACAAGAUCAGUCCUCUACUAAACCCGAUCUCCUCGGUCAACAGACCAUCACACAACAUACACAACAUGGCGUUCCACGACACCAUGUACAUGACUUCUUAUUACCCCUCCCAAUACUAUUCGGAGGUCCCUUUUGCCUCCAACAAUCCUUACGUUCGCUACGCCUCUCCAGCUCCAACCAUGUCUUCGCUAAGGCGUCAGCGUUCGUCCUCUGUGCCUUCAGUGCACUACUCGGGCAUACCUGAACACCAUCCCGUGGAGCCCAAGAGACGACAGGGCUCCUCUCGUCGCCAUCAUCACCGUGGCAGCCGUCAACCCAGGUACUCGCGGGAAUCCCAGCUCGUCAACCCAGAUAUAAUCGACAUGCUGGAUGAUGCCGGGUUCCUUCAGUACCACCACGAGGGGCCUUAUGAUGCUGUGUACCCUGAGCGAAACCGAAACAGCAAGCACAGUCCCAUCGAGGCCCUUAAGGAGUCCAACGCGGAAGCAAUCAAAGCUACUCCGCAGGACAAGAUCGCCGACUGCCUUGAUAGCCAUCGCCCUCUUGAUGGUGUUGCUUUCUUCCCUCCCGGUACUACAGACCGGGACGGACAUACUUAUGACUAUGAAGAGGGGCCCAACAUGAUGAAUGAAUAUGGUAACUUCACACGUUGUCCGGGCUUGAAAUUUACCGACGAAGACUUUAAGAAUGACCCAUUCUACAACAAGCCAAUUCCAAAGCCCUUUUCGACUCUUCGCAAGGUGCUGAGUCUUCGUCGCAAUCGCAGGAGUGUCGCCUAAACGGCGUGGCCCCUACGACAAAAUAAAAAGCCCUGCAAGCCCCGCUUAGCAGGAUGCGAAUAAUCUCAACUGUAUAUGUACGCCAGCCAUCACGACAUUACGACUUGCGUUAUAUAUAAUGGUAUUCAUGUGAUGACGGCAAUGGGUUAGGUUAUUUGGAUCAAGGAAAUGGAGUUUCGUGUUAUAUAUAUUGCUGGCUAUUUUCAUGUAUCUUUUCAUACCAUGGGUUGCGACGGUGUAUCGGCGGGUUUUCUGUCUCAGCACUGGGUAGCCUGGAGUUAUCCAUUCAG